AUGGAGUCCCAGUGCGACUACUCGAUGUACUUCCCGGCAGUGCCGCUGCCACCGCGCGCGGAGCUGGCUGGGGACCCGGGCCGGUACCGGGCGCUGCCCCGGCGCAACCAUCUCUACCUGGGAGAGACUGUCCGCUUCCUGCUGGUGCUUCGCUGCCGGGGGGGCGGGGCGUCCGGCGGCGGUGGCCCCGGCGACCAGGAUCCCGAACCCCCAGGGGGCGGGGAUCCUGGCGGUGGGGUGUUGUUUCGAGGCUGCAGCCCCCUUCUAACCCACGGCCCGAGCCCUGCUACCUCAGGGGGAGUGACCACGCUGCCUGUGGAGGAACCAAUUGUGUCCACAGAUGAGGUCAUCUUCCCACUCACUGUUUCACUGGAUAGACUGCCCCCAGGGACACCUAAGGCCAAGAUUGUAGUAACUGUAUGGAAGCGGGAGGUUGAGGCACCAGAGGUCAGAGAUCAAGGCUACCUGCGCUUGCUGCAGACCCGAUUUCCUGGGGAGACCUUCCGGGGAGAGCAGAGUGCUUUCAAGGCCCAAGUGAGUACCCUGCUGACUCUGCUGCCCCCUCCAGUUCUGAAAUGCCGCCAGUUCACUGUGGCUGGAAAACACUUGACUGUUCUCAAGGUGCUGAACAGCUCCUCCCAGGAGGAAAUUUCCAUCUGGGAUAUCCGAAUUCUCCCAAACUUCAAUGCCAGUUAUCUACCUGUCAUGCCUGAUGGCUCUGUGCUGCUGGUGGACAAUGUCUGUCACCAAUCUGGGGAGGUCUCCAUGGGCUCCUUCUGUCGGCUCCCUGGUACCUCUGGCUGCUUCCCCUGCCCACUCAGUGCCCUGGAGGAACACAACUUCCUGUUUCAGCUGAGAGGGGGUGAGCAGCCACCUCCAGGGGCCAAGGAGGGCCUAGAAGUCCCCCUGAUUGCUGUGGUUCAGUGGUCCACCCCAAAGCUACCCUUCACCCAGAGUAUCUAUACCCACUACCGUCUGCCCAGCAUUCGCCUGGAUCGCCCGUGCUUUGUGAUGACUGCUUCUUGUGAGUCCCCAGUUCAGACCUACGAGCGUUUCACUGUCACCUACACGCUGCUCAACAAUCUCCAAGACUUCCUUGCUGUGAGGCUCGUGUGGACCCCAGAGCACGCACAGGCUGGAAAGCAGCUGUGUGAGGAGGAGCGCCGGGCCAUGCAGGCUGCCCUAGACUCCAUUGUCUGCCACACGCCCCUCAACAACCUUGGCUUUUCCCGGAAGGGCAGUGCACUCACCUUCAGUGUGGCCUUCCAGGCUCUAAGGACAGGGCUCUUUGAGCUGAGCCAGCACAUGAAACUAAAGCUACAGUUCACUGCUAGUGUGUCCCAUCCUCCGCCCGAGGCCCGGCCCCUCUCUCGAAAGAGCAGUCCUAGCAGCCCAGCGGUCCGGGACUUAGUGGAGCGGCACCAGGCUAGCCUGGGCCGGUCUCAGUCCUUCUCCCACCAACAGCCCUCCCGCAGUCACCUCAUGAGGUCCGGCAGUGUGAUGGAGCGCAGGGCCAUCACACCCCCUGUGGCCUCCCCAGUUGGCCGCCCCCUCUACCUGCCCCCAGAAAAAGCUGUGCUCUCUCUGGACAAGAUUGCCAAGCGCGAGUGCAAAGUCCUGGUGGUGGCGCCUGUGAAGUAGCACCUUGCCAGCUCUUUUACACUCCCAGAAAUCAGAUGCUUCUGGAGGGGGUCCUUGUUCCAGGCUGUGCCUCCCUAGGGAUUCCUCCUACUGUGGGUGAGGAGGCCCAACAGGGUUGCCUGUCUGUGUCUGCUGAUGAGGGAAGAAGCUGUGAAAUGGGCGGGUAUGUCUGCAUCAUUAAACCAACAGUAUUUCCCUGACUUCCUGGGGGGGCUGGCCCCACCCCUUGGUCAGGGCAAGGGUUCCAAGAGUUCCCUUGUUCCCCGCCUUGUUCCCUGGUUCUAAGUUUACAGUGUUUUCUCAUUCCUGUUAAGUUGUCUUUUGUGCCUCUGACAUUCCCUCCCACUUACCCA
Molecule: messenger RNA, 1994 nt
Organism: Miniopterus natalensis
Lineage: Eukaryota; Metazoa; Chordata; Mammalia; Chiroptera; Miniopteridae
Source: RefSeq, a predicted model, not a curated record